AUGCCAUUAAACAUAGAUCACCUGUUAAAGAUGAUAUCUAAUUUAGCAAAUUUUUUUGAUGUUAUCCUUCAAUCAACGAAUGUAUCUUCUACAAUGACUCAGGCGAAAUCAAAUAUACCAUUAUUUUCGACUAGCAAAAUAUCAUCAACAGCAACAACAAAUGUAAAACCGUUAAAUUCUGAUCUGAAUUCAUCAUUGAGUCUGUUGAUCGAUAAUUUAGAUAUGAAUAAUCGGGCAACCGCACUGAAAAAAGAUCAUGAGUAG
Didymodactylos carnosus is the source of this 264-nucleotide messenger RNA. NCBI's taxonomy places the organism in Eukaryota, Metazoa, Rotifera, Eurotatoria, Philodinida, Philodinidae. The record is from the annotation of a GenBank genome assembly.